AUGAAAACCGUUUUAAUUAUAAUAUAUUAUUGUAUAAAGUUCUGUGCAGCAACGCACCAGGCACGGAACGUAAGCGGCAAUUUGAAGAAUUUCACUGAAAUAACAGAGAGCUAUGGACUUAAAACAGAAUCUUACGAAGUUGUUACAGAAGAUGCGUAUAUUUUGAAGCUAUUCCACAUUCCUGGGUCAGUUGGACCACCGAUAUUGCUUGUACACGGUUAUGUGGAUUCAUCCGACACAUGGGUUAUUCGAGGCGAAGAUUCCCUGGGUAUCACACUGGCGCGUAAGAGCCACGAUCUCUGGUUUGCCAAUUGUAGGGGCAAUCAUUAUUCCAGAAACCACCUCCGACUUGAUCCUGAUAGGAACGUUUCUUUCUGGGAUUUCAGCUUUCACGAAAUAGGUUUCUACGAUAUGCCAGCUUUAAUUGAUGCUGUUUUGAAUAGAACGCAAUGGCAAAAAUUAAACCUUAUCGGACAUUCCCAGGGUAACACAGUAUUCUAUAUCUUAGGUUCAACUAAACCAGAGUACAAUGAUAAAAUCAAUUUGGCCGUCGCCCUGUCUCCAGUGUGCUUCUUUCAUAAAUCAUCGUCUCCGAUGUCGAUCUUUCUAAAGAAUUAUCCUUUAACACAAACGCUUCUGAAAUCACUUAACAUCCACGAAUUCUUUGGAUAUAACAGCAAGUCUGUCCGGAUAUUACGAAAAGUGUGUUCCAUGCCUGACAUUGGGUACAAGUUAUGCAUAGUCCUUGGAAUAUUCUUCAUAUCCGGUGAAGAUACUGAUGAGUUAGAAGAAGACUUUGAAAAUACAAUGUUCUAUCAUUAUCCUGCUGGAGCAUCAAGUAAAUCUUUCGUACAUUAUGAGCAAGUGGGGACGAGUAGGAGAUUUGCAAGAUUUGAUUAUGGUAGAAUAGGAAAUCUUGCAACGUAUGAAUCCCCUGAACCUCCUCUUUACGACUUGUCAAAGGUCAAAAUGCCGAUAGUACUGUUAGCUGGUAAAAACGACAACUUGUCUUCACUGGAUGACGUGGAAGUGUUGAGGAGUAAACUGACAAAUGUUGUGGAAUUUGUCGUGGUACCGCACCAGAAGAUGAAUCACGUUGACUUCAUAUGGGGAAGAAAUGCAAGGAAAUAUCUCUUUCCGUAUAUUUUUAAGGCGCUGCAUAGAUAUAGAAUGAAAGAUAAUAAAUUUUAA
Zerene cesonia (dogface butterfly) is the source of this 1191-nucleotide messenger RNA. Its product is annotated as lipase 1-like. The record is from RefSeq and is a predicted model, not a curated record. The transcript has a single exon. Lineage: Eukaryota; Metazoa; Arthropoda; Insecta; Lepidoptera; Pieridae. Gene Ontology annotation, molecular function: hydrolase activity, acting on ester bonds. The coding region runs from base 1 to 1191 and encodes 396 amino acids.